Messenger RNA from Fusarium keratoplasticum, 1512 nucleotides. RefSeq lists its product as uncharacterized. The record is from RefSeq and is a predicted model, not a curated record. Gene Ontology annotation, biological process: cyclic threonylcarbamoyladenosine biosynthetic process. Gene Ontology annotation, molecular function: ubiquitin-like modifier activating enzyme activity; tRNA threonylcarbamoyladenosine dehydratase activity. Gene Ontology annotation, cellular component: mitochondrial outer membrane. The transcript is spliced from 2 exons. Lineage: Eukaryota; Fungi; Ascomycota; Sordariomycetes; Hypocreales; Nectriaceae. The coding region runs from base 1 to 1512 and encodes 503 amino acids.
AUGUCGUCCUUCUUGUCAGAGAACCUUUCAAACCCCAGGUUCCAGCUCUUGGCGACUGCCGUCCUGUCCGGAGCCACCGCCGCCUCGCUGCUGCUAGGUUACCAGGCCCUUGAGCGAAAGGAGCGGGUCUAUGAGCUCAAGAGCUCGAUACCCAACGAUGACCCAAACCUUCAGCCUUUGAACAAUUAUGGCGGCUCAUCAGCACCGCCUGUCGACAAGGAGGAUGCCAGGAAUCAGGCGCUAGCACGCCGGGCUCAGGCAGGAGACUUUGAUGAGGAACUCAUCCUUGAGCAACUGGCGCGCAACAGGGUCUUCUUGACGGAUGAAGGUCUCGACAAAUUGCGCAACUCGUUCGUCAUUGUGGUGGGCUGUGGUGGUGUCGGUUCUCACUGCACGGCAUCCCUGGCUCGCUCAGGAGUUUCCAAGAUUCGACUCAUCGACUUUGAUCAAGUAACACUGAGCUCACUGAACCGGCAUGCCGUGGCUACCCUGGCGGAUGUCGGCAUACCCAAGGUUCAAUGUCUUCAGAGACGGCUGAUUGCCAUUGCACCAUGGGUCAAGUUCGAUUUGAUACAGGAGCAGUUCAACGAGGGAGUGGCAGAGCGCAUGCUCCAGCCUUGGGAUGGACGAGCGCCCGACUAUGUGAUCGAUGCCAUCGACAACAUCGAGACAAAGGUCUCUCUGCUCGAGUACUGUUACAACAACAAGAUUCCCGUCAUCAGCGCCAUGGGAGCUGGCUGCAAGAGUGAUCCAACGAGGAUUAUCGUGGGAGACAUAGGAAGCAGCAAGGACGACGGUCUAUCAAGGGCGACACGGCGGAGACUCAAGCUGAAGGGAAUCACGAGCGGUAUCCCGGUGGUUUACUCGACAGAGACAUCAGGGGCUGGAAAGGCCGAGCUACUCCCCCUGCCAGAGGAGGAGUUCCAGAAGGGUUCCGUGGGCGACCUAGCAGCCAUGCCCAACUUUCGCGUUCGCAUUCUCCCCGUCCUCGGCACCAUGCCCGCCAUUUUCGGUCUUACCGUUGCGAACCACGUUAUCCUGAGCGUUACAGGCUAUCCCCUAGACUACGUUCCCUCCAAGGGCCGUGAUCGCAUGUACGAGGGUAUCUUGGCGUCACUCCAGGGCUAUGAGGACAAGCUGGCGCGCAUCACCUACAACGGCGAUACAGUAGGUCUCAAGAUGCCCAUCACGGUCGGUGAUGUGGCGUUCCUCUCGGAAGAGAUAUACCGCGGGAGGAGCGCCAUCAGCGGGAUCCCCACCAAGCUGGUGCUCAUCAGGUGGAGGAAGCCCUCUGGCAGCAGCAUGACGACGCUGGGCAAGGGCAAGGACAUGCAAAAGUGCUCCACCGUCCAGCUGAGUGAUCUUGUCUGCAUGACCAAGGAGGAGGCCAUACGGCACGAGAAGAAGGUGUUCAAGUCGGGGAAGCCUCUAGAGGAGGUGUACGACGCUGCGACGAUUGCGAGGGUCGAGGAGAGGAGGAAGGAGGCUGAGAAAUAUGAAGCCUUUCGAUGA